UCUGUUGACAUCUACAGUGAGACGCCAGAACUGCAAUACAGAAAACCGACCGGAAACAAAGAACCGGAACAAACGGAAGCCGAGCUGGACAAAUACGCUUUGAGAAAUGGCGGCCGCUGAAGACGCUAACAGUAAACAAAACCCCAGUGGUUCAGAGGCUCCGAAACUGUCGGAUUUACUGGACCGGGGCUGGAAGCUGUUUGAAGAGGUGGACACCACGAACGAGCCGAGCAGCUCCAAUGCAGUGCAGGUGAAAGUGAAGCGCGCUCUCAUGCAGCUGGAGGAGGCGACGAGGAUGGUCAACCAGCUGAACGUGUUCAGUCGUAAUGAGGCAUUGGAGGAAAUCUCCACAGCUGACCUGAAGUAUCUGUUGUUGCCGGCUCUUCUGGGAGCGCUCACCAUGAAACAAGUGAACCCCAGCAAGCGUCUGGAGCACGUGCAGGCGGCCCGUGUCUACUUCAUGGACUUCCUCCAGAGGUGCAAGGACUAUGAUGUGUGUAGUUUUCAGCUCCCCAGAGCCAGCGAGAACACAGCAGACACUCCUACUGAGGAGCAGACCAAUCCAUCAGUCCCGAUGCCAGUGUCACAGCCAGACCUCAUCGCAAUGGCAACACAAAGACAAGCCAAAAUAGAGAGGUUUAUGCAGCGUAAAGAGACAGAAGCCAAGCUGAGUGAGAUCAGGGGGCUGGUUGAAUCUGGUUCAGCCGAUGAAGAGUUGGUGAGAGAUUUUUACCUGCUGCAUGUACGCAGGUGGGUCACACUAGCAAUUGAGGAGAUCGACUCUAUCAGCCAGGAGAUGGAGAUUCUGAAACGGAUGGAGCUUUUCAAGCAGAGCGCCCCCCAGCCAUCUCCACCUAAAAGACCACCCAUGAAGCCUUUUAUCUUGACUAAGGAUGCUGUGCAGGCAAAAGUGUUUGGUGCAGGGUAUCCCAGUCUUCCCACCAUGACAGUGGAUGAUUGGUAUGAGCAGCACCGGCGGCAAGGAUGUUUACCUGACCAGGGCAUACCACGCAGGGCAGCAGAUGGUGAUGCAGAGGAAGAUGAGAGAGCGGAAAGAGAGAGGAAGGAAGAGAACGAUGAUGACGAGGCACUGCAGAAGGCACGUGACUGGGACGACUGGAAAGACUCACACCGGAGAGGAUAUGGCAACCGCAAAAACAUGGGCUGAUCUGAUUUCACACACUCACAUAUACACACAUGCAUCCCUUCAUUUCCCUCCAAUAAACCUCCCAAUGCUGCCAAUAUGUGACAUGGACACAUCAGAGAGUGGGACUGUAGUGGUUAGUUAAGGUGGUUGCUUUCUUUUUUUUUAAACCGAGUUUGCGUAUUUGACAUUCUUUUCUAUGUCUUUCUUAAAUCUUGGUGAGCUUAAAUGAGACCUUAAACCCCUGAGCAUCUGUGGAGAUAGAUGUUUGGGCUUCAACCUUUCCUACACGAUUAAAAGUUUGCCUUUUCAUGGAUGUUGUUUUGUGUGCAGCAUUUCUACAGAAGUGUUCCCUAUACUGUCAGCUUUUAGAGUCAAAACCAGCUGACUCAGAAGGACACUGUCACCCACAUAAUUACACAUGAUGUGCUGUUCGAUUUGAAGCCAGUUAAGACUGCAUGUUCGUUAAGUAUUAACCGUUAUUGCUAGGCCUCGUUGUCUGUUUCAGAAGAGAUACUUCAGUGAAGACGGCUCUGUAAGAGGAUUAAGAACCAAUAUCAGCAAUCAUCAUCAAUAUAAACUGCCUUUUUAAUCUGAAAUGUAUUUAUUAUCUGCCAGCACUGCUUUUCUCUUUGUGAGGUCAACGUUCAGUUCUUCAGUAAACAUAAAGUGAAAUCA
This is a messenger RNA of Cyprinus carpio (common carp), 1822 nucleotides long. It is a transcript of the gene igbp1, whose product is annotated as immunoglobulin (CD79A) binding protein 1. Gene Ontology annotation, biological process: regulation of dephosphorylation; regulation of signal transduction. The coding region runs from base 107 to 1168 and encodes 353 amino acids. Lineage: Eukaryota; Metazoa; Chordata; Actinopteri; Cypriniformes; Cyprinidae. The transcript has 6 exons. Gene Ontology annotation, cellular component: cytosol. The record is from RefSeq and is a predicted model, not a curated record. Gene Ontology annotation, molecular function: protein phosphatase 2A binding.